Molecule: messenger RNA, 1319 nt
Organism: Anopheles nili
Lineage: Eukaryota; Metazoa; Arthropoda; Insecta; Diptera; Culicidae
Exons: 4
Coding region: 65-1186 (373 amino acids)
Cellular component (GO): cytoplasm
Molecular function (GO): phosphatase activity
Source: RefSeq, a predicted model, not a curated record
CUGGCCGGCUGGACCGGCGGCGAUUCAUCACCCAAACAAACGACGAGUUCAGCUCCUAGCUCACAUGGCCAGUGAUGUCUCAGAUGGUGCUUGCAUUCGUUCCAGGACGGUCGAUGGUCUAAGUUUGUUGCGCUAUUACUUCCCGACAGUUCAGCUUCUGUUAUCAGUGCAGAUAACUUUUCAAUUCCCGUACGAUCGUGGGCUACCACCAAAAGGACGAUACAAAAUGGCGUGCCUGGAAGCAAAGGGUAUCAAGCAUAUUCUGCAUCUGUCCAAGGACGAACGGCGAGCCUUCCUCAACUCUUUCGACACACUCAUGUCUGAUUGCGACGGUGUACUGUGGAACUUCACCGGCCCUAUUCCCGGAGUGGACACGGCGUUGAAGUUGUUGCGUGCCCACGGAAAGAAGCUAGCGUUUAUCUCUAACAACGGCAUGCGCACGAUGAAGGAGUACAAGAAAAAGUUUCAACUGCUCGGCAUUGACGCGAUGGAGGAGGAAAUUGUCCACCCAGCGUUGACAACGGUACAUUAUCUAAAAUCGAUCCAUAUGCAGGACGCCGUCUAUUGCAUCGGAACUGAGGUGUUCAAGGACUAUCUUCGCAAGGCGGGCUUCCAAGUGCUCGAUGGGCCCAAGCAGCGGUUCCCAGACAGUCGAGACACGGAUCAAGUGCACGUAUACACGGACUAUUUCGAGAAUCGCGGACCCAAAGUGGGUGCCGUAGUAGUCGACAUCGAUGUGAACAUUUCGCUACAGAAUCUGAUGAGGGCAAAAUGCUAUUUGGAACAAGAUCCAAGCUGCCUGUUCAUAGCCGGGGCAACCGAUUUCAUUAUCCCGCUCGACUCGAGCAUGGACGUGAUAGGUCCAGGGUAUUUCAUCGACAUUCUCGAGCGUUCCACCGGUCGCAAAGCGCUCGUUCUGGGCAAACCAGGCAAAGCACUGGCCCAGGUGGUACGCGAACAGUUCCAGAUCGAAUCUCCGAAGCGGGUUCUGUUUGUUGGCGAUAUGCUGCCACAGGACAUGGGAUUUGGCUCACGGUGUGGCUUUCAAAAGCUUCUUAUGCUAAGCGGUGGUACAUCGAUAGACGAUCUGUUGGCGCAUGACAACCCCGACCAGCUACCGGAGUAUUACGCGGACAGUUUUGCCGAUGUCAUCGUACUGUACAACGAAUUGAACUUUGAAGAAUAGCAACCGAGCCCCAAAAGAGUUCUCCACCAGAUCUUCUCAGAGCACUUUUAAUUGUUAUAAAAAUAUAUGCACUUAAAUGUAGAUGUGACACACAAACAAAAAGAUAAGUUGUAUCUACACGGCGGGUUUUCGG